GUAAAGCUGUCACAUGAUUGCUGAGGUCGCUGUGCUCCGCGGCUCCACGCAGCAGAAGGCAGCAGCAGCAGCAGCUCCAUGUAAACACGCCGCGCACAGGGCUUUGUUUCACACACACACACACUCCGCUGGUGGCUCCCCUCUAGUCAUGCCAUGGAUAUUUUGUGGCAAUACCAGUUCCGAAUCAUUCUACUCGGGGAUUCCACGGUGGGGAAGUCGUCGCUGCUGAAGCGCUUCACGGACGGAAUUUACAGCGAUGUGGCGGAUCCGACGGUCGGGGUAGAUUUCUAUGCCCGCUCGCUUGAUAUCGAGCCCGGUGUGAAAAUAAAGCUCCAGCUCUGGGACACGGCCGGACAGGAGCGAUUCAGGUCCAUCACAACAUCAUAUUACCGCAACUCAGUUGGGGGACUCUUAGUCUUUGAUCUCACCAACCGAAAGACCUUCGACCAUGUGAGAGAAUGGCACAAGGAGGUGAGUGAACACAUCCUUCCCCACCAUAUGGUCUACAUCCUCAUCGGCCACAAGAGUGACCUCAACAAGGACCGUAAGGUGAGCCGGGAUGAGGCAGAGCAGCUUGCUGCCGAGUUGGGCAUCCGCUAUGUGGAGACGUCGGCCAAGUGCAACAGCAACGUGGACCGGGCCUUUGAGCUUCUGACCAGAGACAUCUACGAGCUGAUGAAGAUGGGGGAGAUUGUCACCCGUGACGGCUGGGAUGGCGUGAAGAGCGGCCUCACUGCCAAGGUCCUCUACCCAGCCAAUGAAGAAGAGGAACGAGCUGCCGCAUCUGCUGAAAAGGGCUGCCACUGCUGACUGAGAACUCUGUGUCCAAACACUGUCCCGUCACACCAAGAGCUCACCUCGUCUCACAGCUGUCCAUCUAAACCAAGUCAUUCUGCCUCAGCACCCUGUGAUAUCACCAUCCAUCACUUCCUCACCUUGUGCUCCGUGCCCUCUCUGUGUGGAUUCUUCUGAGAAGUGAGAUUGUUUUCAAACAGGGAGUUUGUGUACAUCCUGAUGUGUAUCUUAUAGGAAAGUUGUAUCUUUAAAUCCAUGUGGUGUAGCAUGACCUGAGCUGACUUGGGCUGUGCUAGGUUCAAAAAACACAAAAAAGGGGCUUAAAGUGUAGCCAGUAUUCCCUUUCACAGUACUAGAGCUAAUGGACUACCGAUUAUAAGAAAAAAACAAAUGGACUAUUACUGUGGUCUGGUGUCACCUCCAUUUCAUACGGCACUAUUGUGGGUGUCUACCUGUCAAAGUUUGUGCGAUGCUUUGCCUGCAAUCUUUUGUGACUGUAAUAUUGUAAAUAAUAGUGAAAUCUAUAGAGAUGAGAGCAAAAAGGUCACUGAAAGCUAUUUAAUUAACAGUGUGAACAGACACAGUGCACUCUGCAUUAAGUGUCACCAUAUUAAAUCAAUGUGCUCCUCCUGCUACUGUAAGCUGCGUUCGCACUUAUGCCAAACUGACUUAAACCUUUGGUCACUCUGUGAAUAGAUGAGUAAUGUUUUUGUAAAAAGAUAGAGAUUAUUUGUAGUUAAGGUGUAUACAUAACGAAUAGAUCAUUUUAAUUAAGGUAGGCGGCUCCAGUUAGGUAUUAGCUGUAUAGAAUCAACAGCAGCAAGAAGUGUAUCACAGGUUCAACAAACAUCUGUUUAUUAUGUUCAAAACUCAGUUCUCAAAAAUGACAUAACAUGCAGGUUUGACUUCCUGAUGAAUCCAAGGGUAUAGAAGGAUGUGUUUCUUACAUUAGGCUGUGAUCUAGAGGUAUCAAAGAGUAGAAAUGUUGGGUUUAAGUCUAGAAGAAGUCUGGAUUUAUCAAGCCUGAAGAUGCCACUCCAACGUGAUACCAUAUACUGCAAAGGCUAAUUACUUGAACUUGGUUAUGAUAGGCCUCUAAAACAGCUUCAGUUUAGUUGUGUGGUGGAUGAGCAGUCAAGCAUGCAUGUGAGUAAGAAAUGAGACUCGGGUUUACCUCUCUCACUCACAUUUCCUGUCUCACACACACACACACACACACACACACACAUAUAUAUAUAUAUAUAUAUAUAUAUAUACAUGUCGCAGGCCAAAUUAGAAUCCAGGCAGAUUUUAAAUCCGCCUAGGCGGAAUUAGGAUUUUGAUUUCGCCUAGGCGAAAUCAAAAUCCUACCAUGGUUGUUGUAUGGAUUUAAAUCUUGAUAUAUCAAUAGCCUGUAUAUUAGAAAGAAUAACCCUAACCCUAACCCUCUAACAGGAUUUUGGUAUAGAGCAUAUGGAAAAAAAAAAAAAAAACAACAAGAAACUACUUUGACAACAUAAUUUUUUCCCUGUUUAUUUUGCCAAGUGUUUAGGACAAAAGUUGACAUUACUUCAAAAGUAAUUAUUUACCUUCUAUCUAAAACCAAAUUUCAAGGUACAUAAUUUUAGGGAAAACAAAUAAUUACAUUAACAGAGCAUAUCAUAUUUAAAACCCUCCAAAUUUCAAUCUAGCCUAGGCAAAAUCAAAAUUCUAAUUCCGCCUAGGCGGAUUUAAAAUCUGCCUGGAUUCUAAUUUGGCCUUUAACAUAUAUAUUUAACAUAUAUAUAUAUAUAUAUAUAUAUAUAUAUAUAUUGCCAUACAAUAAAUACUGGCUAAACUCUUAGGGCCCUAAAAAUAUAGUUCAACAUUUUUGGGAAUUAAGCAAAAUUAUAAUUUUUUUGCUAUUUCAGAUGACAAAUUUGUUACCUGUCUCUUCUAAGUAGAGAGCUACAGCCAGGAUGCAAUUAGGCUAGCUUAGCAUAAAGACAGAAUGCAUGGGUAAACAGCUCGCCUGCUGUCACUGUAGUUUAAAGAUACCCUAAACAGACGACUGAAUUUUAUUAUAUGUUUAAAAGCUGAGAGGUGUUUUUACAAAUGAAGUAGUUAACGCACAUCACUAUUUGGGUACAAAUCAAACACCGAGGAUUCAUUGUGUUAUGUAGUGUUUUUAGGUGUGUUCUUCCACUUUGUAAAGAGCCAGGCUAGCUGUUUCCCCUGUUUGCAGUAUUCAUGCUAAGCUGUUUGAGUCAUCUUCUUGUUUGAGACAUGGCCCUAGGAUCCAUGGUCUCGGCUAAUUCUCAAAGAGGAAGCUAAUAAUUGUUUUUGUCAGAACUUGGAGCUAUUCAUGGAAAUCUGGCAGAGGUUAUUGUCUGUAUGAAUAAAAAUUUGUAUCCACCCAAAUCUCAAGUAAAACUACAUUUCAGCUACCUAAUGUCAACAUAGCAUUGAUGUGAUUUUAGUUCCUACAUGGGUAAGAAUAUUUUGGAUUUUACUGACUUGUGAAGCUUUUCAUACCAACUGUUACAGAACCCAAGUUGUCAGCUUGCUGUUGUGAGCUGCAUUUCUAAUGACUGCGCAUCUACCCACAUGACUUCAACACGGCAGUAGGCUAACUGCCUUUAACACAGAGGAUCAUGAGUUCUGCAAAUUCUUCAAAUGCUUUAUAUUCCAGAGCCAAACAAUCUGCUGUUUACAUACCAGGAGUGUACAAUACACUAGAAUACACUUGUCAGGUAACUUUCCUCCUAUCACUCAUUUCACCAGCAUUUCACAAGAAAGCCUCUCUGCACUCUCACUUUGAACAUCAAGAGAUUAUGCAUUUUGCAGUUUCGCUUCAUUCAUUCAUGUAACCAGUUUGACUUUUUUUUCUUCAGUUGUAUGGGUUAUCUAGUAAAUAUGCUGUAAAUUAUGUGGUAGCAGUUUAAUAAUUGCACCAUCCCUUUAUCUUUACUUUGCUGCACAAACUGGGCUCUUCCUGGAAAACUACCACUGAUUAUAGAUAGUUUAAACAGUAUAUUACAGACAUCUAUGUUUUUGGUUAGUUUGACAAUCAGAUAUUAGCGUUUCAUGUUGUCGGUGCAGAUGAGGUCCUUAUCAUGGGGGUGCUACAUCUUGAAAUCAUGCUAAAUGUCCAUUGAAAAUACCAUUUGACAACCAGUCUGACUGUCUGUACAACUACUUUUCUUACUUUUGCCUCCAGUCUAAACAGGGUCAAGUUGUAUGAUAUUGUAUGCUAAUACACUGCUGUUGGCAAACUGUUCUCCAAUAAGCAUGGCUUCCAUUUCUGAGCACUGCACUUGAAUAUGGCAGGUUGAUUUAAUUGAGAGGGCAAUACUGACAAGAUAAGCAGAAGAAGUGUCAUUUUGAAAGACUGACUUCAUGGGAACAAAGACACAUUAUUAGAAGCCGCUAUAUCUAUUAAUGACAAAUAGCUAAAUGUAUCUAUUUAAGGAUGGAAAAAAAAAAAAAAUUCAGCUGCAUUUGUAAUCUUACAGGCUGUGCCAAUAUACUAGGAGUGGCCAUCCUGAGUAAUGAUUAAAAUAGUGACCAUAACCAAUGUUCUUUCCAAAUCUAGCCUCUCUCUUACUGUGUUCUUCAAAGAGAAACUAAGCAUUUGUGGAAAUAUGCUUGGUUGCUUUCUUUUCCAAUGUGAGAUGAAAAGAUUGAUUCCACUCUUGUAUGUUAUGUGCAGAACUGGAGGCUGGAGAUAAGCAGGCUAGCUGAGCAACAGCCGGUUCUGUGUAUUUAUACACAAAUGCUUGCCUACAGAGGUUGUUCCAGGAGUUAAGAGCAAAAGGGAGAUAUGAGUACAUUGAAAAUAUGUUGGUAUCUAGUUCUGCACUUAACACAUAAACAUGCACUGAUGUCAUUCAUCUCACUUUCAUUUUCAAAAAAGUAGAUGAACACAUUUUAAGAAAUAGUGUAUCAUGUUGUUAAAUAUGUGUUAGGUCAUCCAGUGGAUUGAUCAGAUCAAACCACUGAUUAGGUACCAGAAAACAUCAGCGACUGUUUGGCCUCCAGGACUGUACCUAGUGCAAAACAGUAUCGCCUCGAAUCUCCAUGGUCCCUUUUCACAGCAUUGUUGAAUAAAUGUUAUUUAUUUUAUAUAUUAUGUAUAAAGAAUUUGCCUAUUAUUUGAUGUGAUUUUACUGAUUGGUUAAAAAAUAAAUGAAUAAAUAAAUAAAUAAAUAGAUGUCCAAUGA
This is a messenger RNA of Acanthochromis polyacanthus (spiny chromis), 4976 nucleotides long. It is a transcript of the gene rab42a, whose product is annotated as RAB42, member RAS oncogene family a. Gene Ontology annotation, biological process: Rab protein signal transduction. The record is from RefSeq and is a predicted model, not a curated record. The coding region runs from base 154 to 810 and encodes 218 amino acids. NCBI's taxonomy places the organism in Eukaryota, Metazoa, Chordata, Actinopteri, Pomacentridae. Gene Ontology annotation, cellular component: Golgi membrane. The transcript is spliced from 2 exons. Gene Ontology annotation, molecular function: GTPase activity; GTP binding.